Xyrichtys novacula (pearly razorfish) is the source of this 39699-nucleotide messenger RNA. The record is from the annotation of a GenBank genome assembly. Lineage: Eukaryota; Metazoa; Chordata; Actinopteri; Labriformes; Labridae.
AUCAAGCCCACCCUCUCUCCGUCUCUCUCUCUCUUCCUCCCCCCUCUUUUCUCCCCUCCAUCACCAUUACAACAGCCCGCCCCCCUCCUACACCGUCUGCCCGGGCGGGUGCACGAGCGGCUGCUGCUGCGGCGCCGAAUCUCUCGCAGUCCCGCCGGUCGCCAGUGGACGCUGCCCGGCUGGCCGAACAUGGCGGCGGCCCCGGAGGAGGAGGUAGACCGCAGACCGAUCCGGAGGGUCCGGUCCAAGAGUGACACGCCUUACAUCAACGAGGCGCGGAUCUCUCUGCACCUGGAGACAGGUAGGCAGACGGUGACACUGACACCGCUCUCCACUGCAUGUCGAGGCGUGUGAGCAGCAGCCUCCACGGGGGGAAUAUGGGAGUGAAUCGGUUCUCGCUGGGGGAGGAAUUGCUUCAUGGUGUGGUGACAGUUCCCACGCAGCAGCAGCAGCAUGACUUUGGGCUUUCAUUGUGCGGCUCUGACGGUAUCCAUGGUGCUCAGCUGCACCUGGGUGGAGGGUCACCACACACUGAUUCACGCCCAUGGUGUGAAUUUUCCUCCAUACAUGUGAUAUGCAGAGCACGGUUUGGUGUGGGGAACCCAAUCACCCCUGUAGGACGAUUGAUCGCUGGUGAGCCAACCAGACUCCGCCUUGACUGUCGGCUGCAGUGAGAUGCUGUGUGCGAACUUGCCACUCAUUUAAGAUGCAGGUAUUAUUAAUGCAUUUGGAGACAGGAGGGUGAGGAGAAGGUGGUGUGGCGUGCCAAAUCCUCGCCAAAACCUGGUUAGUGUGCGCUUAAACGGGUUAGACAAGUUAUUGUUUCCUUUGUUGCCAUGGUCACGAUGAUACGCUGUCAAGACGCUCGGAUCAUCCUCAUCUUGAUGCCACAUUUAUGCCUCUGUGUUUUUAGAUUAAGCAGAUUCUCUCUCAGAAAUCGGUGCACAUCCCUGAGGGAGGGAGGCUGCUGGAGCUGUCCACUGCCCCGUGGUGCUGAAAACGCCACCGAGCACAGCACAGCCAGGAGGAUGUGCAUGGAUUUCUCUAUUAUGUUCAUCCACACAGCACAUAUAUAAGAGUCUCCCUCGUCUUGCUAUAAGCCACCUCUAUCCAGGACUGUAUGGACCCUCCCCCAGAUUUAGACUGUGUGACAGUCACAUGGUGUUUAAGGCAGCGCAGUGAUCAUAUAUUUUCCAUUCCUGACAGAUGCCAACUCUCAAAGAUUCUGCUGCCUGGCUGUUGCUCUGAUGUCCUUGUUCAUUGUUUAGUCUAGCAUGUCUCACAUUGGUCAGUAAUUACUAAAACAAGGCAUUAGAGGCAAAGAUCACACAGUGUGCAGUGUUGUGUUGGUGUUAGCUUGAGCCUGGGGGCUGACUUCUCUGCUUGUGGAUGUGAGGUGUGAUUGCAGGGUGGUCCUUUGACAUGUUUGUCAAACAUGAUCCAGAAAAAAACCCUGAAAAAUAGAUGAAUAGGAUCCAGGCAGGGCGGCACAGUGGUGUAGUGGUUAGCACUGUCGCCUCACAGCAAGAAGGUCUUGGGUUCGAAUCUGGGUUAGGGCGUUUCUGUGUAGAGUUUGCAUGUUCUCUGUGUCUGUGUGGGUUUACUCUGGGUACUCCGGUUUCCUUCCACAUCCCAAAAACAUGCAGAAGUGGGGUUAGGUUAAGUGGCCACUUUCAAAUUGCCUGACUGGAACUAGCGAUGAGCUGACGACUUGUCCAGGGUGUCCCCUGCCUUCGACCGAAGAUGCUGGGAUAGGCUCCAGCCCCCCUGCGACCCCUAACGGGAAUAAGUGGUAGAAAUGGAUGGAUGGAGGAUCCAGGUAUUAAAGCAUGAAAACAGGUGCUGCAGGGAUGUAUAAAGAGCAGGAAUCAUUUUGUUUACAUUUGUGUGAGUUAGGAUGAUAAUUCUCAUACAGGUGACAUCAAUAUGAACACUUACAAGUGUGUGAUUUAGAUGAGAAGGACUUCUAAGUUUUUCUCUUUUUUUAAAUAAUCAAUCAGAUAAAUUAUUGAGGAUUAAUAAUCUUGAAUGUUUCAGUAUGAGACGGACAAACAUCAGUCCACACAUCUAUGUUUGCUGAUCAGAUGUGUUUUUAGACCCAUGCCCUCUCCCACAGAAAAGCCUGUAGAUCAACGCCCAACACUGUUGCCAUAGCAAUGCAAUAUUCACCAUGAAACAGGAAGUAGUUUUUUCCUUGGGGCUUAAAAUACUUGUUUGUUUUUUGUGCUUGUUGAAGACGGAUCUGUAUUGUAUCAUGCAAUUGUGCAUUUUGGAACUGAAACUCACGGUGGAUUAUUAUUCACGGACCCCUGGAGCCUAAUUUUUUAUAGACAAGUGGCCCGUGAACGUGUCACUCUGAUGUUAAGCCGGUUUCAGACACGUCUUGGUUUGUAGGUUUAUUGUUUUUUUUCUAGUUGCAAGUCAGUCAAGACAAAACAACAUAUUUUAUAUAGUUUUUGUGAGGGUGCUCGGCUAAAUGGCCUAAAAAAGCGCCACCUACAGCCCUCGUCUAUGAAAUCUGGUAGGCUUAUCUAUCUUUCCUGAGUCUACAACAGUCUCUUGGAUUCAUACUGUCCUCCAAAUUGGUGAAAAAUGAUUAUAUCCCAUAAUAAAAGAGAGUUUGGGGGCCUCUAUACAUAACCCCCAGAUGUGAAUUGUCAAAACUGAUAAUCUAAACCAUCUGGAGACAGAGGAGACUCUGAGAGAAAUGCCUUUAAGCCUGUGUACAAACUCAAAAGGCUGUGGUGGAUGUCAAAGUUUAAUGUCAAGUAAUAUAACAGGAAGUUUAUGUAACUCAAACAUUCAGGAUCUAAACUGUAUCAAACACAUUGAUGGUGAGUUAGAGUUAGAGUUAGAGGUAGACCCUCUGGAUAUGCUUGAACUGUGAGGCCAGCAGUUUCCCCUAGGGAUCCUUGUUAACAAUGAAGCUGCAGCGCUGUGUGUUUUGAGUAAAUGCACCUCGGUUUUGUUAAAUGAGCGGACUCACUUUUCAUUCAUGGAGCAGAAGGAUCACUGCAGGUGUCUGGUAAAUUUUAAGAAUACCUGCAGCUUAAUCACUAUCAGUGUUUGGUUUAAUUUUGAGGGAAGUUGUCCUUGAUUUUUAAGGCCUGGAGGAGCAGCAUCCCCUCUUUUUUAAGUAUGAGACCACAUGAGAAAAUGACAUUUAAAAAUGAAUCUACACUCUCAAAUUAAUCAAAGCAUGUUGUACUCCGUGGUUGUCUCUUUAAAGUUCUCAGCCAAAACUGCCUGACUUCAGUCUGUCACAAGUCCUGAAAGCCACGGCUUGUGGCAGACUGGAGUCCAAAUCCUGGACUGGAGUACUACAACAGUGUGUCAGAAUAAAUCCAAAACUGUUAAUUGAUGGGAGCUGAAUUAUCUGACUGAACCGAAUAAUCUGAGCUGGAUUUCCCGUCAUUUAAAGCGUGUGGAGCCUGACUUUGUGCCCCCAGCAGAAGGUGAUGAAUGCAUGUGAAAAGCCCGUCUAACAUAAAUCUUAAUGAGAUCAGGAAUUACUCACAUGCCUGCCUCUCCAGCAGCAUGCCCCCUCCUCUUACUCUCUGCUCCCUUUUAGCCUUCUUGGACUUUUAUGAGUCACGGUGAUCAGACCCACCUUCCCAUCAUCUUACUCAGCUGCCCUCUCUCUGCCCCUCCUCUCCAUUUUGUUUCCCAUCACCUUUCAGCGACAUUCGCCAAGCCUCCCCCAAAAACCAGCAACCCCAUUCUUUCUUUGGUUCUUUUUGUCAGGCUUUCUAUGAGGCAUGACUUGAUUCUGAGCGAGGAGGAGGCAGCAGAGGAGGAGGAGGAGGAGGAGGAGGAGGAGGGUGCUGUGUCUUGCUAACAGUGCUGCUCCUGGCUAGUAGCUGAAAAGAGAGCGGGCAUGAGGCUGCAGCUGCGUGAGGCUGCUGGUGUGGCAUCAUGGAGAAUCAGGCGAGGGCACUGCCAGCCGCAUCAGGAGGGGGAUAUCAGUCUUCACACCUCUCGGGUUUCCUCCCAAACCAGAUUUCUUUGCUCUAAUCUCAUAUUUUGUUCUUUCACCAUGAAGCCACCCACCCACCCACUCGCCUGAUCCCCCCUUUACUCCGUGUUUGUGUGUUUAGCUGCUGUUGUUUUGCAUAAAUUCAGCCCACUCCUUUCUUUCUUUGAUGUGUGUCACCAUUCACGUGUGACCAAUAUUCUCGCCAUCUUCACUCCGCUUGUGUUACAUGCCUGCCUUCUAUGUGUGUGUGUGUGUGUGUGUAGGAGGCUGGGUGUGUGUGUGAGUAAUAGAUUUAGUAAACAUGAGUGUAGCACGGCGGUUUCUGCCAGACGGCUCGUCGUCGUUGCUCCCUUGAGCCUGACCCUCUUCAGCCACAUUCAGUACUGAGCUGAGACGCGAUGAUCCACUGCAGUUUUUUCCUGCAUUUCUGCCGACUCAUCACUCAGCUACUCGCUCUUUUUUUCACCCCAUCUUGUCAUUGACAGGACUUCUUUGGUUUGAGGCGAGUUUGGGAAGAAUGAGAUGUACCAAAUAAGAUAUGAAAACAUCACUCACAUGUUGUAAUCAAGUUUUCUUUGUCUGCUGUUAAAGUAAACACCCGGAAUUUGAAUUUUGUCGAAGGACUUUUGAGGCAGUUUAUUUAGUCGUUUUUUGUCAGGUUUGUAUAAAUGUUCUUUCAAGGCCAAACACGGAUGAAUGAAUCAAAUGUUUCGACAAAAUAAAAGGAAAACUCUGUGACUCAGUGGCUGUUCAAAGCUUGUCAAAUCACUUCAUUCAUCAUGUGUUUGGGAGCGGCUCUCUGACCGUUUUGGAUCAAUGCUUCUAUAUUUAUGGACUCAGGAUUUUACACUGAAGGACAAAACCACGUGCAUCUAUUUUCUCUUGCACUAAUAUAUGGAAAUGUUGCUGCAGAAUGUCGAAAAGAGGAAAUCUGGGUGAACGGAUUGCUUGCUCCUGCGGUGAUGUCACGACAGGAGUGAUCAGACAUGCAAAGCCACACCCACUCCUGCAGGGAUUCUACUACCUGCUAUGGUUUAACUUUGGUGCUCCAGGGUUAAAGGUCACAGCUGGACAAGCUAUCUGCUCUGUUGUUUUGUUGUUGGUCAAGACCAUAGACUGUAUAUAGAAUGGAUGCCGUCUGCCACUGCAAGAACAGCACACUCUGGUGACGGGCUGCAGUAAAGGUCAUAAAUCCCGCCUCCUCUAGCAGAGCUGCAAUGUUGACAUGUAGUUACUGUCAGACUGGUUUGUGCUCAAGUCCUAUUUUUUCUUUGAAGCUCCAUUUUUAAAAGUUAUUAGGGGGUUCAUGUUUUCUUUGAUUGACACCUGGUACAGCCUAUGGGCGUUCAGGGAUUGGGUAGCUCUCCUGGGGGGAUACACUGUUUGAGCCGAGCGUCAUCGCAGCGACUCUCGGCGACUGCACGGCCUAAUGCACACAUCGCUACUGUGCAGCGCUGGUUUCAGGAAAUGAAGAAAAAUCCCGGAAAUACCGAGAACUUUAUGGCUUCAAAUCUGUAUACAGGCGGAAGGCGGAACCAAGUUGUCCAUAGUAUAUACAGUCUAUGGCAGCAACAGGUUUUCAAAAAAACUUCCUUUUAUGGUAUUAGUGGCUGUUUUUUCCCCAUUGACUCCCAUUAUAACAACAUGUUCUGAAUGCAGAGACAUGGCACUAUAUAAAUAAUUUUUUACAGUCAGGGUGAUCAACCCUGUUCAGAGGGGCUCAAAUUAGGUAAUUUUACUGUUGAUCACCUGGCUCUCUCAUUUACCCAUUACAUAGCCCUGUUGUAUUACUAACACUGUAUGAGGGUUAACAGGCAACAAGGAUUAGCAGCUAAAAUAAUCAGUAUAAAGCACCUUUAAGCACUCAGUUAUCUUAUAAUUAAACAAACUUAAUCAUUGCUUAUCAUUAUAGACAUAUAUAAUAGACGUUUGAAGACAGUAGUAUGAUCUAGACAACGUCCAAGUCCCAGCUGGCAGAUAAACUUUGGACGCUGUGAUAGUGAGUGUGUUGGCAAACAUACACGCCCAGCAGAGCCCAUCACCCAAAAAGGUCUAUGAGUCUGAGCAGCUUCCAAGAGAUGAGCAAAAACAGCCGAUAAAUACACUUUUUAUGGCGGUUUAUUCGAGCGUGUGCACUCCAGCGUCUGUUUCCUGGCAUUUCUGGUGCUCUUGAGUCAGUCCAGAUCCCAGGCUGCACCGCUCCGCUCCAGCCAUGUAAAUCCAGGUCAGUUCGGUUAGAGCUUAGCCGUUCUCACAAAGACCAAGACGCAGGCAUUACCACGCUCUCAUUCAAACACAGAGAGCUCUAAUACAGACCUGAAUGAAAGGCUGAGACAGAGAGGGCUUAAAUGAGCGGAGGUGGAGGAGGAGGAAGAGCGUGAGGAGGAGGAGGAGGAGGAGGAGGACAGGGGUAGAAGGAUGGAGGCUUUUUAAAUUGCAGCGACAUAAAGACAGAGUUGGCUGUCGACCAUUGAAUAUGGUGGGAACGUUGCACAAACAAACCACCACCCACUAUCAGGGUAAAACUCAUUGUCUGCUGCUAUCUGCAUACAUUAGCCGGGCCCUGAGCUGCAGAAUCCCAGAGCUACCUGUGCAGAAUACAAGAGCGCAGCCAGGGAGAGCGAGAGCUUUAAAUGCAGAGGAGUAUUUCCUGCCUCGCUGUCUCCCACCACUCAUACAAAACCCCUCACUCUUCCUCUGCUGGCACGUGGAUCCAUCCAUUCAGCUCAGACAAGCUAACCUUUGUGCCGAGAGAGAGAAAACCUGAGCUAUUCAACACGGCCAGUGACUCAGAGUGAGGGUGACAAUGAAGACAGUGGGACGGUCUCUCAGCUGCUGUGACGUCAGACGGACAGGAGAAAGAAACCGUGUGGUUUAUGGGAAAAGACUCUCUCAUACACCUUCGUCUCUAAUUAAACACAUGGACAUAACCUUCCCUUUCCUGCUAUCGUUUCAUAAAGGAUCUUGAGAGUUUGAUGGAAACUUUAAUUUAAGACAGAGAGGAUGUCAGACAGGAUUUUACCGCUUCACUAUUACAGAAGAAAAUCCCAAGAAUCCUAUCUUAUUCAACUUAAAACCACUGGAAACCCAAAUCCACAAAAGCUCUCCUUCUUCGUUAUGCAUGUCUUAAUUUAUGUAGAAUGAAAAAUGAUUCGGCAUGUUGGAGAUUUCAUUAAAAUCAGAGUUACUUUUGUGAUUCAGAAGACCUUUAAAUAGACUUUAGUUGCAGUAGAUGUGCUGAGUUUAUAUUAUUAGUUAUUAUGUAGACGUUCACCUUCUGUAACUUUUGUUUUAUCCUGCAGCCGUUCUCUCUGUAAUUCUCCUUUUCUAACCCCACAUCGUAAACCAGCAGCAGCAGUAUAAUAUGAAAACUCUGGAUCUACAGUUGAUAUAAAACAAAUCAAUGUGCCUUCCUCUUUUGCACUAACAGGAAAGGAUGCAGUGUGUGUGCGUGUGUGUGUGGGUGUGUGUGCUGACAGAGGAUAAUCAAUCCUGCGCUCUUGUAAACAAGGUUUGUUUACAUUCAAUGCCACGCUCCAUCAGGACUGUCCUUGAGGUCUGCAAAUGUGUUGAAAGGAUCAACAAACUCACACAAAACAGCAAAGCUUUGUUUCUUUAACGUUAUUCCUAUGUUUACUUCUAUAAAGUCUAUAAAUCACCAUACUGACUGAAGAAUCACACAUUCUCAUACAGAUGUCUCACAGUCUGUUAGUUGGAAUGAAACUCAUUGUUCCUUUGUGAAAGUAUUACAGACACACAUAAAUGCAAGGUAUGCUCAAAGAGACUGACUCCCACUUCCAUCAGGAAAGUAAAAGAAUCAGACUUCAAAUUGAUGAAAACAAACAAAAUAAAGUCGUUAAAAUUCAAAUUACUUUAUACAAAGUCAAAAUUAUGAACUAAAAAACUAAAUUAAUGCACUAAAAACUCAUCAUCUGACAUAAUUUGUCAAAACUGGGUCAUUAAAAAGUCCUGGUCUGACACAGAGGAUUAAAUUAUCAGAUAAAAAGUCAUUAUUCUAGUUAGACUGUGUAAAAAUGAAAUAAAAUUACAAUUUAAAUCUAAUUUCAAGUUAAAAAAUAAGAGUCUAAGAGACAUAAUAGUGAGAUAAAGAGUUAAAAACUACGAUUAAAUGUCCAAAUAUUGUGAUAGAAAGUCAAAAUCUGGGCUAAAAGUCAAAAUAAUUAAACAAAAAAGUCAUAAUGUUAUAAAAAAAAGUCAAAACUAUAAAAUUGAAAAGUCAUUGUGUUUUAAAAAGUCAAAAUAAUUAAAUCAAAAAGUUGUGAUGUUAAUAAAAAGUCAAAACUAUGAGAUUAAAUGAAAUAAUGGUCGGAUAAAAAAUCAUUAAUUAAGAGAAAAUGUUCCAGUCAUGCAACACAAAUCUGUAAUCUGAUCUAAAUUGUUAUAUUAAUAGAAUCAAAAAGGUAUAAUCUUGGAUAAAAAGUCUGAAUUAUAAGAUUAAAAGCUCCUGAUAUUCAUUUAGAGUCAAAAGUUUAAGCCCAAAAGACACAAUGGGAGGAUAAAAAGUCAUAAAAUAAAGUAAAAUGCCAAAAAUAUUAAGAUUCAUUGUCAAAAUUUGAGUUUAAUAGUUGAAAUCAUAAAAUUAAAAAGACAUUAAAUAUUAAUUAAAAGUCAAAGUUAUGAGGUUUAAAGUCAAGAUAAGGAGAAAGAAGUCAGAACAAAAAAAACAUUAGAUCCAUUUAAUCUCAUUUAUUGACUUUUUUUUGUUAUUUUGAGUUUUAUUUCAUAAUUUCAACAUGAUUAUGACUUUAUUCCUCAUAUCAGAGUCUUAAUAUUUGUUUAAUUUUGUCGUCCAGUUUAAGUCAUCAUUGUUUUAUUCUAGUGUGAUCGAGAUUUAUGAUUAUAAAGUGUAUCUGUGCACCCUGUGGUUCUUGUAUAUACUGUAUUGAGUCUGACUUUAGUGGUCGAUGAAUCCUUCACAUACAGAUCAGAUUAAAGCUGCUGGUAAUACUUUGAGGAAACAUCGUGGUGUUGGGGGUUUACCACACACCUAAAGCUCUUCCUCGAAUAAGUGUGAAUAAGAGGAGAAGUGGAGCACGCUCUGUGAUGUUUGCUCUCCUGGAUGCAUUCUGACAGUCUGAGACGGCGUGUCUGAACUGUAGCUUUCAUCACUCGUGCCGUAUGUCAGAGAGCGCAGAAAUGAGAGUGAUACUAGAGGCUGACGGAGGGAGGACGGAUUUACCGCUGAGCUGGAGCAGAAGUUAUACUCCAAACACACACUGAGAGCACCGCAGCAUCAAAAACAAGAGCUAUCUCACUCCAUCAUGUGGAUUUCUCUCAGGCGAGAGUUUACUGUUAGUGUGCGAGAUCGCUUUCCUGUUUUCUGCUGAUGUGAUAUAACCCAGAGUCUAUCAGCCCUGAGGUGUCUACAGGACGUUUUUGUGCGAGUUCUUCAUCUUUGUCAGUGAAGAGGAAAUUUGGCUGAUGGGUUAACGAGUUAAUGUGCAGUAGAGGUGACAUUUAUCACAGCUGGGCGUGUGAAGACAAAGCAGCUGUCGGCCUCAGUCACUCAAGCUUCAACAUCUCGACCUUAAAAAUGGCAGUAUCUUCAGUUUAGUCUCAUAAUGAUCUCUUUAUCCUACAGUGGCCUCGAAGCGUGAGACAUGAUAGAGAGGAAAAUCGAUUUGACAAUUUUAAUUUUUGUUUUUAACAUCGUCAUCAUCAAAUAAUCCGAUUACAAUUUAAAACCAAUUUUAUCGUGCAGCCCUACUUUCAGAGUACAUACAGUAAAUCUUUACCUCUUUAGAUUUGAAGGUGUUGAGAACUUUUGAGAAGAACAUUUUGCAACAAUCUGAAUCAAAUCCUGGGAUAAAACAUCUGAAAGAAGGAAAUAAAUCACACGGUUGGCUGUGGGAUAAAGUCUUCUAAAUUUGAGGUUUCCCUUGGUGGAAAGUGUGCCAAAUCCAGGGGCUUCCAAACCACUGAUUUAUUUCUUGAAGUGGAGCAUCCAACCUUCUGGACUUUUGAGUUUAAAGGGAUAUUCCGGCGUAAAAUUAAUUUAUUUUCAUUUUCAUAAAUGUUCUUCCUUGAGCUGCGUCACCCCGCUGUAGUCUGUAAUGGACUGGCCUGAGGUCUCGCUACAAACAAGCGUCUGCUGGAAGAGAGUAGGUGAGUUGUGUUUAGUCUCUUUGCUAAAGAAAUGAGUCAAAGUUAAAAAGAUUUUUGGUGUCUAGUACUAUGUCUGUGACCCUAUAUGUCCUGUUGAUGAAGUUAGGUGCUGUUCUGAGCAUUAUCUGUGUCUAUAGAGUGGCGUUUUGGUUGAGGUUUGUUUAUGGCUCCUCACACCGCUGUGUAUUACUAUCUUGCGGUCGUUACUAAAGUUGGUAUAACUAGAGAAGCAAGCGGUCGACAACAUUCAUCUCUGGAGGCGGGGUCUAACUCGGUGUUAUGGUGUGUUUGACCCUAAAUUAAUUUUACGCCAGAAUAUCCCUUUAAGGAUGUUUCUUUUGGGUCCUUUGUUCUGUGGAGCCAGCGGUAAGCAGACUCUGUGAUCCUGUGUGGAACUAAGUCUUAUAUGAUGACCUAGAGAGACUUACUAUUUCAUGGCUGUUUUGGACCAUUUUAGUCUCCGACCCUGAUGCACUAAAAGUAAAGAAGCGGGCGUAUCCGAUUUAUUCACUUCCUCUCUUUUUACGAAUUCAUAUCCUCAGAAUCAGGUCAGACUCUAUUCCCGUUGUUAUGCAGGUGUGUGUGGUGCAGUCUGUAAUGUCAUUUCUGGUUCUUAAUCCCUUGUCGGUUGCUGACUGUGUUGUUCUCCUCCUUGUUUUGCAGCCUGCCUGUGAGCCUCUCUGAUAUUUGCCCCCCUCCCUCCUGCCUGUGGUUGUUUAAAGUCUGCCCCCUGGUGGUUUUCCCCAGCUUUAAGGGUAUCUGCAGGCUGGGAUGCUUUACUUUACAGUACAUGCAUCGCUGCCGGCAGUUUCCAGCACUUUUACAGUCUUUGCAGGUUUUUUGUCCUUUUAAAUAUGCUGUCUGAAUCGGUGAAGGCCACCUUUCAGAACGAUGAGCUGUGCACAGGAGACGGAGAAGAGAGGGUGACUCAUAUCUCUGUGAUAUGCCAAGCCUCACAUUCACACAUUUACAGGCAUGUACACACACACACACACACACACACAAGCUCCUACAGGCUCUGCUGUUCUGUCACUUUGUAUUAAUUCAGCACACAGCAGGUCCAGUCAGAGAGGAGGGGGAUGGAGGGAGGAGGAGGAGGAAGAGGAGGAGGAGGAGGAGGGGUGAGGCUUUGAACAGUGAAUGGCAGCGAGAAAGAGAGACAGAAGAUGAAGAAGUUUGAACUCGCAGACUUCUUUUGUCCCUCCUCCUCACAUCACACGUUGUCUGACACAGUUCCCAUGUGUUUGCCGCCGCGAUGAUGCCAACACAUUUUCUCGACAGAUGGAGAAAGACAAAGAGCCCAGACACAGAAGCUCAUGUUGACUUAAGAAAACACUGUAGAAUCAGGCUCUUCACAAAUUUCUUACACGUUUCUCCUCGAUUCAUACGGCUCAGAAUCAUCAGUUCAGCUCAGAUGGAGCGGAAAUCCGUGUAAAUGAUGACAUACUGUACAUUACAGAUCCUCUCUGUUUCCUGGAGAUUUAAAACACACUUCCUGGUUUUCAUAGAAUCAUCGAUUGCUCAUUUGACAAAUUAAUCUAUUAAUGGAUAAAAGAAAUACUGGACACGGCAUCAUUAUUGUCUGAUUCAGAGCCUAAACCAAGCCUCUGUGGUCCAUCAGGAUGAUUUUUUCAAGGCCCAAGAUCACACUGAAGAUGGCGAGUAUGGCUUUAAGCGGUAUGAUGUAAACACAGCUCUGGGCAUGGAUGUCAUAAUGAAUCGGGUUGUUGAACCAGCAGAGAAAUGUCAUGGCAUUAAUCACAUCAUGACCUCAGAGAUCAUUUCAAAGUCUGAAAAAAACAAACACCUCAUCUCUGAAACUUCUCACCUGUAGUGGAUCACUCAGUGGCUCAAACAGCGUACUUUACAUCCUUGAGGGUCAUUUCCAACCACAAAGCUCUGCACACUUUUGGGAGAUUUACUCCCAAGUUGGAUGGUCAUCACUUUAAACCUGCACUUCUGUGGAGUUUCGCAGCUCAAGGCAGAAUAUUUACGAUUAUUUCUUAAUUGAAAUGCAAUCAGACCGAGACGCUAAGGCAGAAGAACUACCGCGUCUGCAGUGCAAAAUGAUUAAUAUGAUGAUUAUUACUUCAUGGAAAUGAUCCGCUGCACUCGGUGAUCGACUCGUCAGGGCUCCGCCGCCGGUUGAGGUUUUCCUGUGGAGACGUAGACCGCUGUGUAUUGCUAUCCUGUGGUCGUUACUCAAGUUGGUAUAACCAGAGAAUCAAGUGGUUGGCAAAAUUCAUCCCUGGAGGGGGGGUCUAACUCAGUGUUACGGCGUGUUUGACCCUAACUUAAUUAUACGCCGCAUUAUUCCUUUAAUCUGUUAAAGUUAAUGGGGGUUGUACUUAAACGGCCUUCUCUUGCUGCUUCCUCUCCAACCACUCUCCAGCUCCAUCUUGCUGUGUCUGAUCUCUCCAGUGUUAUACAUCUUGUCGCUGAUGUUUGCUGCUGGUGCUCUCCUCCACAUAAUCUUAUCCCGCUUUGAGUUUGCAGAACUUUGUGUUCAGUCUCCAACAUACAUGAGUGAAACUCCAGCAUCACGUUCAUCUUUGCCCCACCUGACUUUUAGCCCCAGCCUGUCUCGUGGGUGGCAUCCACUUGGGCUGGGCAAUAUGGCCUCGAAUAAACAUCAUGAUAUAUUGAUCAGUUCACCUCGAUAACGAUAAAUGGACGAUAACUACUCCACAGGCUGCUCAUCCCCUCCCACGUGAACUUCAUCUACUUCAGCCGCUCCCACUUUUGAACCGUCCUCCAUCUCCUCACCUGUCUUUACCUCUUUGUUACGGACUGGAUGGGGUGGAGUCACGUCUCUGACGUAGGACAGCGUCUUAAAGGGACAUGAGACCAUAGCCUACCUACACACAUCCAAAACCAACUUUUAUUUAUUAUUUUUUUGACACUGAAUAUAUUGACAUGGGCAAAAUGACGUCGGUUAUUGUUGUAAAUUUUGGUAUCUGUAAAUUUUCAGUUUGUCGCCCAGCCCUAGCAUCCACACACAUGUUCGGCCUCUCCCGUCUCUUCUGCUGCAGACUCUCCUGAAUCAAAAUAAUUACUGUCCGACACCCAGAUCUCCGAAUGUGUUAGUACCGCCCUCUGAUAUGACAUCCUUGCAGUCUGAAUAAGACAUUUCGUGGGUGGACAGGUGACCUGGUGGGAAAAUGUUGUAAAAGGAAGAGCCGAGUGAUGAAGAUUAAAGAUGGGAGAGUCUGUUUUAGACUCCAAACAGACGGUCUCCACCUCUUUGUCUCAGCGCCAGAGUGCCACAUUAAUUUUGCACACUAAAUCUCCAUCCGGAUCGUGGUGGGCCUAAAUUAGCAGCAGCACCAUCAAAGGCCGGAGGAUGAUUAAUAUUUUUUGACUGGUGCUGAUAGAGGCCCAGAUGGGACGAGGAGGUGAUAAGAAGAGUAAUGAUCAUCAUCAGAGAUAGACAAGAGGGUGGGUCUCUGAAAAAAGGGGAGGUCCAGUUCGACAUUAAUCACUCUUGAUUAGACUUCUUACCACAAUGUAUGUUCAGAUCAAGGAGUUUGUGUAGGUUUAUCGGCUUAACACGGCAGUCGACCGCCCAAAACAUCUGAGACGAAUGUUUUUAGUAUUCAAAGCAGGAGCCCAUUUCUUUGGGAAGACUUAAAAGCAUCUAUUAGUGUAAAUCCAAGUUUGAAAGAGCCUAAAUCCUGAGCAUACACCGACUGAUUCAUUAAAGAGGAGAGCAGCAGCGGUGCAGUUUUACUCUGCAUUUCUUAAACAUGCCCUCAGGGAAAGGAACAACACCGCAUUUAAAGCUACAUGUGUUAAGUUAAAUCAGCAGUUUAGCUCCGAGGCAAAGGUUUAAAAGCAGGUUUGGCAUGGUAAUAGUUAGUUAAGCACCACUCAGGGCCAACUGCAAUGCUGCUAUUGAUCAUGACAUCUGCAUUCAGUUUGCACAAACACAGGACUGAUGCUGCCUGAUCAAUACGCAGCAUGGCCGUCAGUCUGUUAUGCUUUUUAACUUUUGCAAAGGUUUUUAACAGGAAUGAAGAAAUGCUCUAAGAAAGGGAGAAAGGGGAGGGCAAAAUGGCUAGUACUUGAGGUGUUUUGGUUGUGUUGUUGGGUCCAAAAUGGCUUUGUGAAAGAGGAACUGUGCUUUUUUGUAUUUUACUAACAGAUAUGAAGUUUAAAUGUUGGGUAAAAGUUUCAAAAUGUGAGGUAAACGUGUGUUGGAGUGAUGAGGCUGCAGGUUACUCAAUACAGAUUUGCUCAGUUUGGUAAAUGUUGAGCAUUAAGAGGCCCAAAACAUGCUGCCAUGGUUCAUAAUUUGGUAUUUCAAACACUAAAACACAACCUUUAGCAUGGCAGCAGUGGAGGAGACUUCUGGAGUGCGGCAUUACGAUAUUCUUAUGCAUCUGCAGAGUCAGAUACUGCAGGUUCAGGACCUGUGUUUUGUUGCAACAGUUACGGCUCAGGGUUUCAGUUGAUGCAUGUAAAGCUGCUACAAAGCGAAGCUAUCAAAAGGACAUUGGAGAGCUUGAAAAUAAACCUCACUUGGUAAGAUUGCAUCAGGUGACAGUCAGGAAAGAGGCUGUAAGAUAACCCUCGUGGGCAAAUGCGCCCAAAUUAAGUACAUCCCCUUAUAAAGUGCUUGUUAUAUUUACUUACAGACUAACAUUAAGAAUCCCUACAGAGAUAUGCAUAUUUUUUAGACGUUGUGUUUUGAACAUAAACAUAGUUAUGAAGCGUCCUUUAAAGUCCCCUAACUCUGUCCAAAAUGAAGUUCUUUCGCCUUGACCAGUUGGUUUUGUUGUGUCGUGGUUAGUUUAAUCUGCACUGAAACACUGAAAGUCAUAAAACAGCACAAACAAACAAAGCAAAUGGAGACAUCAGCGGGUCGGCUACUCCUGUGAUCUGCAGGAAAAGUACUUUUCUUUAAUAAUGGAGGCUUUGAAAAGAGGAAUACAGAGGCUGUUUUAACUUCAGAAGAGGCAUCAUACUUUUUAUCAAUAAGACCUGUCUGUGCAGAGGGAAUCCUCUCUGUAACGUUGUCAGACACUUUGAGUCACAAAAAUAGUGAACGUAGCCUCCCUGACUUCCCCCAACCUUCAGUUCUGCAUUUUGGACUCUACUAUCUCAGUAGUUUGGAGGCAAUGUUAGAGGAUGGAGUUGAUAUAUUUCUAAGACCAUACAGUAUCAUAUGAUAUAGAUUCUGGUAGGAUUUGCUGGGCAGACACCAAUUCACAGAAGUGACCCCCAGCUCAGGCAGGUAGAGGUGAGACUGAUUAGGUCAAGGAUCUUCAUAACACUCUGAGUACGUGAUCAUUUUUUGCUUUUGCUUUGUGAUGCUGUAGUCAGGAUGGAGAAUCUCUGCUGUCCAUGAGGAAUCGAUGUAUACACUAUAAUAUACUGUAUAUAUACCGAGAGUCGGAUGUGAGGAGCUCAGUGUCACAGAUCAACAAUCAUCUGACAGCUGUGGAGACCACAGGCUGUCUCCGAGAUGAUACGCUGUCAUCCCUGAUGUGACAAGCACACCUGCGGUCUAACUAGGCGCUGCACAGGCUAUCACAUGCAGUACGUGUGGAAACGUUCACACCUCUGUCUGUGGAAAUGUGUGGCGCCCGUUUGUUUCAGGGGAUCGCUCCAACUUGUCAGACACAGGGAAGCACGAGGUCCAUUACUGUCAGCAGCACAUUGAGCUGUAACCUGCCAAAACCUUUGUGCUCCUACUGAGCGCCUCAUCUGUGCAGGGUGCAGGAAGCCUUUCUGUGACUGAAACAAAAUGACAUCCGCCCACAACAUCCUCGCCAUGCAGCACAAGUUUUUCAGCUCCUUUUCAGCCGGGUAUGGGAAUCUAAAUUCAGAUCUGCGGCGCAGAGAAUGAAAUAAAAUGAGAUGUUGUCCUCGGAUUCCAAACAGACAAAAAUAUGACCAUCUUCUCAUUAGCAUGUUUGUGAGUAUUUGCUCUAUGAAUCAUCUGAAUCAGCAGUAUGUGCACACAAACAAGGAGUCUGGAGUUGUUCUCAGUGUUUCUGCAUGAAAAUUUACAUGAAGGUAGAAAUAGACACAAAAGAGAGCAGCAAUAAUAACAGAAUAAUAAUAAUGCAUAAAGGCGUGUGUAUUAAUACUCAUGCGCUGCAUCCUUUAGAGAUACCGCUGUAUUGAUUUCCUAACAGACAGACUUGGAUAUCACCCCACUGAGGACCGCACUGAGUGCAGCUCCAGCAUUCCAAUGAAUUAUAUUGUGCUACUUCAAAACAAAUUCAGUGCCAUUAUAAACCCGAGCCAUGCAGGACACGGCUUUUUACUGCUCCAGGAGGCACAUCAGGAUUAACUGCAACACGCUUUAUGGCAUUGUAAGGUUCGAUUUGUGAAAUAAACAAGCAGCUAAGUGAUCAUCAGGUGCGAUUAGACCAACUGUGGCUCCAGGGUCAAACGGGCAGAUAUGGUUUGAUUGAAACAUUCACGCUAACAUUUGUAAUGUCUGAUUAACUCAUGAUGCAUAAUAAACCGUACAAACCUGAUUCUCAACUGAACUGAAUAACACUUUGCAAUACGAAGCACUUUUGGAGUCAGCUCCUAGUGGUCACUCGAGGAACUGCAGCUUUUUUAAUCAGAAACGAGCCAUAAAUUCUGUGAUAUUUUAUAUUUGCAGAAAGAGUUUGCUGUGAUGGUAAUGAGAAUACAAUAGAUGUGCAGAAUCAGCGACCCGUGCAAUAACUUGUGCAAACUGGAUAAAUCUGUCUUUUCAAUGCUCUUAUUUCUGAAUUCUCAGCAACUUCUGUGCAUUACUCAAAAAAUACUUUCUGUCUGAUUUAUUUCAAAUUGUUUCUUCCUUAUUUAUUUGAUUUUAUUUUCUCUAAGGCCUUAAAGCUGCCCUCUAAACGGCUCAUGUCCCUGACUUAAAACAAACAAAAUCCGUCUUCUGAUUUACUAAAACACAAACUGUUAAAACUCAUCAUGGUUUUUUAUUUUGUGAUUUAAGUGCAAAGAUAAGUUAACAUUAAAACAGGCCUGAGUGACGGGUCUUCAUUCCUCCUGUAAGUGAAGUGUGUGGACCAAUCAAUGCCCUUAUGUGUCCCUUCAGCAGGUAACAUAAAUCAUACCUGCACUCUCACCAGCUUCGGCUCUCUAGUCACACAAGACAAACUGUAAGUCUCAGCGUGAGUGUAAGAGAGUGAGACUAUGGAUUUAUUGAUUAAACUCACACCAGCAGUGCUUUAAUCUCACAUCUCCUUCUCAUUAGAGGAAGCCGAAGCAGACAGAGAGUGGUAUGGAUCAGGCCAGUCAUCAGAAUUAGAGCGUGUGGGCUCAGCAGAGAAGGAAACGAGUGGAGAGAAGAACGAGGAUUGUCUGUCAUGCUUGGUCAAAAAUGUUGAAGUUUUAAUGUCACUUUGAAAUAGAGAGGCAGUGAAGGGCUGAAGGUUUACUCUGAGUUCAUGUUUGUGUAAGAAAUAAAUAAAAAUAUAGCUUUGACACUUAAUUAUCUAAAAUAGUGACACUUUUGUAGUUUUAGAAAGGGCUUAAAGGUGUUGUAGUCAGGAUCUGAUGAAGUUCCAGUUUUUAGGAGAAAUCUUGAAUGUAAACUCUACCCCUCCCAACCAGUUUUCCCCUCAGCUCCUCCUCUCCCCUCAAGCCCCGCCCACAAACAGACGCUCCUGCUCGCUCGUAUCGUUCCAAUUAAAUUCAGAUAUAAUGCAGAUAAAUCCUUCAGAUAAUUACAAAUGGGGCCCAGUCAAGGUGAAAGUCAAAAGCAUUGGUGCUACUGUAGAUGCCAACAGACUACCAACAAACACAAUGUUUGCAGGACUUCUACAACGAGGAUAAAGUGACAUAGUCCAGGACCCGAGGGAGGACAGUUUAGCGAUGGCGCUACAACACGCUACAGCAGGUCCGUUUGACAAGAAACACUUCUGUUACAGACACUUGUCUUACUUUGUUAAAGCGGUUUACCUGUCCAGCAGAAAGGUUACAGGGUCACCAAGAUCCCCAAGCGUCCCCCAUGGUUUAUGUUGACCCGGCUUUUUAGCUCUUGCCUGGCUUUUUAAGCGCCCGUUAUUCCUCCAGAGUCUCCGGUAUUUACUUUGUUUUCUUGCUUGUGUCGGCAGUCGUGGCCAAAGGAGGAUUCAGACAAUUUUCCGAACUUUCUGGUUGGUUUCUACUGUCCGAUAUUGUAGCACGCUAACUUUGUUUGGGCUCCUGAACGACACGGGGGAGCAGCGUCUGCCUCACAACCAAUCAGGUUAGAGGAGGUGGAGAACGGCUUUGUUUACAGUCAGAAAUCAAAUGUCAAAUGUCAUCAAUAACUAAUCGCUAUUGACUGAUAUUAAAAGCUUUUUUGUUUAUACAUCACAAAAAAAGAUCCUUCUUUAACGGAUUCCUGCCUACCCUACUGUACCUUUAAUGAGAGUUGACUCACUUUUGGAAGCUGCCUCAAGUGGCCAUAUAAAGCACUGCAGUUUUAGCCCUUCUCGACUCUUUGCUUUAGAGAGGUUUGGUCCUUUUUGUGAGUCUGGUGUUGCAGAUAUAUCUUGAUAUUGCACAAAAGACAAGAAUACAAACACCAAGACUUUCUUCUGAGUGAAAUAAUUUGAGAUCCACAGACUGGAGGGUUUGUUUGCAGCUCAGGAGGGAGAUAUCAGAGUCAGUUCUGAUUACAUGCAGGCACCGUCUCCUCCUCUCCAGUCUGCUCCCUGUAGCUCAGAGUCUGUCACUUUUUUUUUUUUUUUUCCAGACAGGCAAAUUAAUUUCAUCCCUGUUUGUUGUAAGUGAGCUCCACCUGCUGGCAGAGAUCUGAGACUACAGGCUGUGACCCUUCAGUGGCCUCCUCAGAUCAAAACCCUCCUGUUUUUCUCACAAGUAUGUUGACUCACUUUCAUCCCUCCAGGAUGCUGACGCUGUUAUCUGUGCCGGCAUUUUUUUUUCUUUCAUUGUUGUAGCGUCUAAAUUUAGCACAGAGAACGAGAAUCAGCAUUGAGAUGUCUCACUGAGCGCUGUUAUCUCUCACUGUAGAUGGAAAAAAAAGAAGAAAUUUGUGCCUUUUGAGACUGACAGCACGGUUUCAUUCAGUCUUUUUCACCACUAUCGUACUUUAAUUAAAGACUGAAAUCUCUCUUGGUUGUGCAGAUAGUGAUAACAAGAGUUUUAGGAAAAUUUAGCCUGUGACUUUAGUUGUCAGAUUUCUCAUUUUUAUUUGUUUGAUUUGAUGAGACUCAUUCUCAUUUUGUUUCAGUGGGUGGUGUAUUCACGGAGACGAGUUGGUUGUCAAAACACAAUGAUGGCUCUUAUGAAUAAAUAAAAAAUGUGCCACUGAAUGAAAGUGGGUUGUCAUGUCAUCCAAAGGCAGAGCUGGUCCAAAGCAUAUGCGAACUAAGCCUCUGCUCAGGGCCCCACAGCCAGUAGGGGGCCCCCCGAGAGCAAUCAAAAAAAAAAGUGUAUUUUUUAUUUUUUGCAUGUAUGAGUGAACUUUCUGUAUGAUCAAAUAUAUAUUAUUAAAGUAUAAACAUUUUAGUGCUGCUGCUGAUGUAGGCCUAUGAUUCUUACUGCCGAUAUGUCAAAGCUCUGCUACCAUCAUGUGCCUUUUUGAGAUUAAAAACCAUAUGUGGCACCCUGAAUAUCAUUGAUCAGUCAUUCAUUAGUAUUAUUUGUAUGGUUGCAUUGGUAUUAUUUAUGUUAUUACCUCGGCCACCCCCUUAAAUGUGUAAAGACAUGUCAGGCACAUUAAAUUUAUACUGUCGUAGGUGUGUGAAUGAUCAACAAUCAUUAUUGGCAGAAAUAGAGGGCCCCAAAAUCGAAUUUUGCUCUGGGCUCUAUUGAGGCUUGGGCCGGCUCUGUCCAAAGGUCUUCUCAGAAAAAAUAAACAAAAGGAUGUCCACAGGUCUAAUACAAGAAUACUCUCACUGCUAACGUCAAAAGAUUGGAAAAUAAGUAAGAAAUAAAAAUUAAAACAUAUGAUUGUAAACAAGGCAUGAUACGCUGUAAGUAGUUUUUUGUUCAUUGUUGUAAAAGGAUAGAAAAAAAUCUCACUAAUGAAACUUAGAGAAAAAAAUGGAUAAAUGAUGGUUGAGUAUGUAAAGACCUUGUGGUUUAAUAUUGAUUUUGGCGCCCCCUGUCGAUACAGCCAUUGAUAAAUCAGGUCUGUUGAAUAGUUUUGAAGCACAUUUGAAGAUAAAGUUUGCUGUCAAAAAAUAACAUAUAUGUCUGUCAGCAUCAGGUGUACAUUAUCAGGUAGUUUUAGGUCUUUUAUUUACAGUGAAACCUAAAAACAGCGGAUUGUAAUUUCUGUCAAAUACAUAGACUGUAUAUAGAAUAGUGUAAAUAUACCGUAUGCAAUAGCUCAGUCUAUGGUCAAAUACCUCACCGCAGAGAUUAAAGUGAAAACAUGAAAAUAAUCACCUCUACCUCUGUUGGUCGAACUCCGAAAGGUCAUCAUCUGUUUGUAGUAUUAAGACGUGGCAAUUGAAGUGUCGUUGUUGUACUCGGUCAUUUGAAUUCCGGUUAAAAUCUAAAUCUCCCGGUUCUUCGUUCUCAUUGGUUCCCAUCGCGAAGAUGACACGCAACAGUGAGCCAUGAUUGGCUGAAUCCGGAGGAGUAAACUGUGUCAAAACCCGUAAAUGAGGGAGACAAAAUCCGGAAGUUUGAAAAGCUUUCUAAAUAAAGUAAAAUAUAUUUUCUAAAAUUCUUAUUUGGAUUUAGAUAAACAUCAUAUUUACCUUUAAAUAAUGUAUUUUUAUUGAUAAAAGUAAAACUUCACAUGCUUUGCUACCUAAAAUAUUGAACUUUGAUUCCACAGUGUCGCAUAUUAAUAAUUUACUUAACAGUUAAACUGAGUUCCUAAACUAAAUUGUAAUAUUUAAUAAUAAUAACGAUGACUUUAUUUUUAUGGCACUUUUAAAAACAGAGGUUUACAAAAUGAGACCGGAAGGACCAAAAUAAAAACAAAAAUUUUUAUUUAUUUUCGCAGUGAGAAACUAUUAUUUUAAUUUAAUUUAAUUUCUUCCAUUGUGGCUUUUUUCUCUUUUUUUUUACCUGCACCAUUUAUUUUUUUAUUUGCAGCGGGCUUCGGUGUCUUUAUUUAUUUAUUUUUUUUGCAUCAGUAACUUCCAAUAUGUUUUUUUUUUUGUUGUUGUUGUUUUUGGAUUCUUUUUUAUUUGUAACAGUGGCGGUUCUCGGCCACCGUACACUGGUAAUAUGUGCUUUUAUUUUGUAAGAUCAAACCGGAAGUGUAGGUGUUACUGUGGCUGUCUUGUCAGUAGUGGACAGCUCUGUCCGGACUCCGUAAACCAGUUGAAAUCGCUUCACUGGACCAGAGGGUUAGAGGGUCGACCACCUCUGCGGUUCAGCGUCUGAACAUGGCGGGCUUUGGAGGCGAAGUGAUGCGGUCAUGGUCCGGGUCCGGAUCUUUCAACACCACCGGGUCUCCAUCUGUAGCUGUACCCGAGUCUGAGGAGCAGAAACCGAGGAAGCGGAGAAGGGCUUUCUGCCUGACCAGGAUCAAGACCCGCAGCAGCAGCAGCAGCUCUGGAGGAAAGCCUCAGCAGCAUCAGCCCGGAGCCGCCAACAACAACAACAACAUGCCGUUCAUGAUCCACUGUCAGAUCGGCAAAGAGAUCAAACACAUCUGCAGCAACUGUCGGGGAGCAGAACCGCAGCAGGACGGUGAGGAGACCCGGUUCGGUUUACUGCCACAGGGUCAGAGGAGGUGUUUGACUCCUCUGAUUUUACUUUAUCAUUAUUAUUACUCUCAUGUGUCGGUGACCGCUCCCUGUCUGUCUGUCAGCUUGGGGGAAUCUGCUCCACAGCCCCGGGAUCAGGUCCUGAAGGUCCGGUACACCAGAUUCUGGUUUUAUGAAGGUUUUUACUGAAGUCCGGAAGACAAAACCUACUGGAUCCGGAUCUGAAUCUGCUUUAAAUGUGCUGCUUAUGAUCAUAGUUUUGAGCUGUGGUGAAUAGACACCCUUUCCUUAUUGAUUUAUGAUAAUUUUACCUCCUAAAAAGACUUUUAUUUUUUAUUUUUACAACAGUCAAAAUUAUUGUAAUUUAAAUUAAAAACCAAACUAAAAAGUAUGUGGCGUUUUGUCCUCAUGACAUACAUGAUUUAAACCUUGAACACUAUCACUAAAAUUAGUCAUUUUGAUUUGAUUUGAUUUUUACACAAAAUCCUUGUCAUCAAAAUAUAUCACAAUAGGACAAUACACAACAAAUUAAAGUAGUUUUCUUUUAUGUGUGUAAUGUCCAAAUGGAGGAGGGAAAAGUGCCAUGAGGGGACCAAAUUAGGCAUUGAUUGUGUGGAUAAGUACGAUGUAUGUGGUUUGGGGGCAAAAUAAAAAUGAUAAUGAAGAAAAACUAAUAAGCAACACGAGAGAAAAUAAGAUAAAAUAAUAAUUGUAAUAAUAUUAACAACGUGUAUUUUGUAUGUAUAUGUGUAUCCGAAUGUGUUUCCACUUUUAAAAUUGGUUUCUAGUUUUUUAAAUCGGUGACCUAUUGCGGCCUCGUAACCGUUCCCACUGAGCCAUGUUGAUUGAUAAUCUAUGACCCGGGCAUUUGUUUGAUUGAUUUAAUUAGAAAGUCCGUCAGGCUGUUUCCAACCACAGAUCAAUACAGUCAUGUAGAAGAUGGAUGCUCUAAAUCUGCUGCCUGGUCAACCUCAGACACGUAAAUCUGAUGCAGACAUCUUUGUCACUGCUCCUUUAAAUAGGAUUAAAACCACAAGAAUAACCGAUCCAAACGGACCAGAACCCGGGUUAGUCAUCUGAUGGAGGGGGACGCUCGAGGCCUGGCAGCGGCGUCUCUGGUCCUGCUGUUUUGAGCUUGUUGUGGAGUGAGUCAGUUGAGGUAAACAGACCCUGAGGUCUGACUGAAAGAAUGUCUCCCAGCAGUGCGAGUCUGAUUCAUCGGAGUCAGCGCUGCAGAGGCUGCACACCUGGAUUCUGUUCACGACAUAUGAGGAGAAGUCGAGAAGGAGCGAGAAACGCCUGUCAGAGUUCAGGCUGACAUGUUCAGACCAACCAAAGUUGACAGUGGUGCAAAUACACAAGUUUUCUACUCGGCUUUCUGCAGUUCGAGCUGAAGUGACUCCUUGAAUUGAGAUUUAAAACACUAAAAAAAGUUUCCAGGGAGAAACUCUUCCUGUGUUUGUUCAGGUCUCAGGGAUCUUCACACCAAGGUGUUACACACAGAAACCACAGAGUGAAGCUGCUGUUCACAGAGGAGGGGAGGUGGAGAGGGGUUAGAGAUGUUGUUGUUGAAGGGGGGCCUCUCCAUCGUAGCUGCUGAGCUGGUGUAGAUCUGAACUGACAUCUCUGUGGUAACAAGACCACCUCAACACUGACCCCUCCUCGUCUGGAACUGCUGACUGCUUUACAUCGGUUGUUUUUCCCCUCCUCUCUUAUGUCUUGUUUUUAUUUGGGGGGUCCUCCUCUUCUUGGAAAUUGUUGGUUUGAGACAAUUUGGCUCAAUGUAGGAACUUUAUUUUGAAAGGACAAACUUUAUAUCUCAGGAAAUGACAGCUGACAAUCCUGGAUGAUGAGAGGGACCAUUAAACUCAUGUGGAUCUCUGUGGUUUAAGUGGACCAGCUGUUGUAGUUGAGGCAGAUGAGGCAGGGUGACUUGGUCUUGGGUCCAAAACUUCAAGCAUGGAUAAACCGGCUUUUUUAUGUGCUCCAUAUCUUCUGUAUGAAGCAGCUCGACUGCAUCUGUGUACAUCUCUUUCCAAACUUAAUGCAUUGAGAAGUUAUCCUCCUUCUGUUUGCUGCUUUUUAGUGAGUGUUUGCGGUCUUGUGCAUCUCUUAGUGAGACACAUUUCCCCACUCAGCUGCAGGCCUCUGUUUGAUAUGUUAAAAUGUAGAUGUAGAUGCUGUUGAUCUAAUUUUUAAGUUUUAGGUUGACUUUGUGGUCGUCAGCUUCCAUCGGUUUGCAGGACAACCUCAAAAACAACCCUACAACUAUCAUAAAACCUCAAUCAAGGACUAAGAGGAACAUUUUUCUGUCUAAAGGAUGUGGCUUGGAUCUGAAAUCUCUACCAGAAGCCAGAAAAUCUUAUUUUCUGAGAUCAUGUUGUAGAUAUUUAUCCAUUAAAGUGACAGGAAAUGUGCCGGUUAGUGUAAGGCAGCUGCUCUCUGCUCAUAACAAACUGAAUUAUAAGAUUACAAUCAUGUUGCACAGCUUCGAUCACCUGAAGUAAACUUGCUGCAGUUUUGAUUUGAGCAACCGGACAGCACGUGUAAUCUCUGAGUGCUUUCUAGUCCAUGUUUUGUCACUAAUCUGAGCACCUACUGCUGUUAAAGUACUGUAUUUGUGUGUGUGUGUGUGUGUGUGUGUGACCCAAAGUGCUCUUUAUGUACUGUAUAUAAAAAUAAUCAAAUCCUCUUUAUCACACUGGAGUGUUCCUCUCCGAUCUGCCUGCUGCGGGUGUGUAUUCCUGGACUCGUCUGUUGUGUGUCUGUGGGUUUGUUUUAGCGCUCCUCUGUGUUUACAUCCUCUCCUCCUGCCUGCUGGAGCGUCUGCCUCCCCCUGUUUCUUAUUCAUCCCCUCUGCCUCGGGCCUCAUGCCCUCGUUGUGUAGAGUCGAUGUUGUGUGUAAUGGGACAGGUGUAAUUCCAAAUGGAAAACCGGAGCUCGUUGUAUAGAAACCGCCUCCAGCCAGAAUCCUUUCAAACGACUCCCUGCGGGUUCACGACAAAACCUACAGCUCGGAGUCACACAGGAUGGGAAAGGUGGAGGAGGGAAACUGGAAAAGUUGUUUAUUCACCUCCUGUUUCUCCAUCUUUCUCCCUCGCUGAUGCUCCUCUCCGGAAGUUUUUUUUUUCUCCAUCUUAUGUAACUGAGAUUAAAUGCGAUCCAAACAGACCCACCUGACUUGAUUAUGCACAGCCCUCUGGGAGUUUGUGUCCCCUGACAUUUGAGUCACACACCAGUGAUCAUCUGUUUUUCUAAACUGUUGGUUGAAGACGGCCAGUAUCUCAGUAAACAUGCAGCAUGAGCAGCAGAGAGUCAAAAAGGAGAACAAAAUACAACCAGAGAGGUUUAUUACUCUAUGCACAUGAAUAUAAUCAUCAUUGAUUAUUAUUAUUAUUAUUAUUACUAUUGAAUUUCCCUUCAGGGAUCAAUAAAGUUCUUCUUCUUAUAGUCUUGUGUUUAACCUGUGGAUUUAUGUAAAAUGUCUUCACAUGUUGGUCUGGUUUACAGCAUCUCUGACAUUAAGGGCCUCACAGGUGAAUUUAUGAUUGAUUUCAUGUGAAAACUGUGUAAAUAAUAGUAAAGUAUAUAAACACAGAAUGCUCCUAUAUGGUAAAAUGCAUGAUGAGUGUCAUUAGCACCGCCCUGCAGGGUUGUGAUACUGCAGGGAAAUGAGGUAAGAUUAUUUAAGUUAAAAUAUUAACGAUAUAUUUUCUCCUACCUUUUUUUAAGAAGGUGUAAAACAUCAAAUAUUCAAGUUUCAGAAGCUGCAAACAGAAACUCCUGUAUGUAAAGCAGCGAGGAAAGUCUUUUCUUGAGUCUUGACCUUCUGUUUGGGCUGUACAGUGAAGGGGAUUUUAGAGCUGGAAAGACUCUUAUUUUGUAGAUGUUACACUGAAAUACUAAACCAUAUGGAAGAGGAUGGUUUUGUACACACAUUACUUUGUUUAACAAUGUGCAGUAAUUCCUUUUCUGCAUCUGCACAAGUCCUGAAUUACUACAAAAAUUUUCUCUUCUGCAUUUUACAUACCGUCAGUUAAAAGUUUGCACAGUGAUGCACCGACUGAUACUGUAUGUAAGUGCCGAUUUUUCUGUGACAAAUUCAUAUCCACAAAAAUGAAUAUCAACUCAAAUGUGCAGAUGGCUGAGCGGGUUAGUGCGCCUCAUACAUGUGGACCAUGGUCCUCAUGGUGGUCGUGGGUUCAAGUCCAGCCUUGACCAUUUACUGCAUGUCCUCCCCCCUCUCUCUGGAUCUCCCACAAAUCACCCCCCAAAAAUGAACAUGAACCAGAGCUGAAUGUUUGCACAGUAAAAGACAACAGCUCCUUUUCAACCUGCACUGCACUUCUGAAAAUUUCUGAAGAUCAUUUACAGCGAGCAAGGAUCCACGGUGAUGAAGUUGGUGAGGAUGUUGUGAAAAGUUUCAUCUCAGCGGCCAGUUUGUUUGAAAACGAGGAAGAAAGAGACGCGUUUUAUUAUUUUGAAGAGGAAAUUCAGUGUAUGCACUUUGAUAUUUACCAUGAAACACACAAAUAAUGUUUGAGGGACUUUCUGAUUCGACGUGGAAGUUCCUGAGAAUACCAGGGCCUGAAAGUCCCUGAAGGACCUGGUUAAAUCAGGACUACAUGUUUCAGAGGGUUUUAGAGGAUAAGCAGCUGAUCAAACUGGUGCUGACUGAUUUUUGAUUGAUUAUGUGAUCAGUUUAUUAUCACAGCUGUAAGCAGUCAUGUACUUUGUUACUCUGCUGAUGUCGUGUCAGAGGUAAAACGAGAAGUGCAUCACAGACAUCGCAGACCUUUUUUGUUUACCUGCCUGCUAAUGAGCUUCUUCUUCUUCUUCUUCUUCUUCUUCUUCUUCUUCUUCUUUUCCAGCUGAGGAAGUGGAGAGGUUGGCAGCGAUGCGCUCCGAUUCGCUGGUUCCAGGCACACACACGCCUCCCAUACGGCGGCGGAGCAAAUUCGCCACCCUGGGACGACUGUUCAAACCCUGGAAGUGGAGGAAGAAGAAGAGCGAGAAGUUCAAACAGACCUCAGCUGGUGAGAACAGAGAACAUUACCCCCGUUAUCAGGCCUCCUCUGCUCCUCUCACCUCCCUGACACACAGGUGAUAAAUGUCAGGGCGGUUAUGAACGGCUGCUCAGAGCUGCAGGUUGAUGUAGAGCUGCAGCAGACAUCGACAGAGUAUGACUGUGAUUAUGUAAGGCUGCUGAAACACCAGGAGGCUGCAGGUCAGCUGCUCCUGCUUCACUAACAGGGUGUAGCUCUGAGAAAUCUGCUCCUGACCGCACACUUUGGUUUUAUGGAGCUGCAGAGCGAUUCAGAUGAACGUGAUGAAAGCUCAUAAAUCAUGAUUAAUGCUCAGCUGCAAAUCAAAAUAACUGACAGGAUCGUGUCGACUAAUGAAAGUCUCUGUUAAAGCAUGAAGCCUCAGGAGUAAAAAAACAAUUAAAGUUGAUAUUGUUGGAGAAAAAGGAGAUAAAAAUGGAGAUUUUCUGACAUGAAUCUGUGGAAACCUUCAUUCUCAUCACUCCUGUCCGAUUUAUUUAACCUGCUGAAACUGACGGAGUGAUGAGAUGAUAUCCUCAACCCUCUUUAAAUGGAGCCUGUAAAGUUCCAGAGAUGUUGCAGCUUAAACCGACUUCCAAAUUUGGAGGAUGUGAUCAUCAGAUGACUGUGAGAAUGAAGCUUGACGAAUGUGAAACUCACUUUAAUCGAGAAAUUUAAUAAGAUUAUAUUUUUUUAGAUUUAUUCUCGAGCCAGAAAGUCUUUUCAGAGUGAUUCGACCAGCGGGUUUUUCUUGGAGGACUGUGAAUAAAAGAGGAAUAAAGAGUCACCUUCUGCUUCUUAUACCUGCCUCAGACAUUUAACGGCUGUUAAUUACUGCAUCCACCAGAGACACAAACACAGCAGCUGUAAAGAAGGUGAUAAUAAAGGUUAACUACAGCGACAAAUUAGCUUUAAACCACGACUAUAAAUGAAUGAACUUUUCCCUCCGGAGUGAUGUUAGCCUCGUAUCAUCACACUAGUUGGUUUAAGCACAUAUGACUCUCAGAAGCAAUAUGUUCAGCGCAGAGAGCCGCGAGAUCGAGGGGAGCGUCUAAUCCGUGAGCUGUUGUUGUUUCUCAGCUGGGUCUGACAUCCUGUUCUCAGCGAGAGACGCAGCAGAGAGGCGACGAGAGGCUUCCUACAGUCAAGCUGUUCUCCCAGCUGUCCCAGCGGGUCACUCAAACCUGCUUCCUGUCUCUGUAUGCAAAUAAAACACAGAAUACAGUGUACAGUCGGCUCCUGCACACAGGUAGAUACACGCUGAGAGCGCCAUGUGUCACUGCUGGACUCCUGCCACCGCUCUGUCCAGGAGGAUUAAAUCACUCAUCGGGGUCUUAAACCAUGAAGCAGUCCCUCCUUAUCGAGGAAAUACUGUCUUUGAUUCAGGAGUAAGAAAGAGCAGAUCUUCACUGUUUAUAUCCUCCAUGAGGGCGAGUCUCAGAUCUGUUAUUUUACAUCUGUUGUUUCCACGCUGACCUGCUUUUAUUUCCUCCCUUCAUUGUUGAUUCAGAGUAACAGGAACUUAACGCUUUAUUCCCAGAAUGCCUCACAUUAUUCUCCCACCUGUUCCUUUAACUGGAGCAUUAAUCAUCUCCAGUUAUCGGCUUAUUGUCCCGGGUAUCAAAAUGGAUCAUCUCCAGUUUAAUCAACUUUACAGAAAGUCCUUCAGGCCAAGGAAACUGUCUCAACAGUCAAAUUAUGAUCAUAUCUUUCAGUUUUUCAUAGUAAUAGUAAUUAAUCACAUUCGUUAGUGUUUAAGUCUUUAUUUCAAUGCCUGAUAUGAUUGACGUAAUGUUUGAAUCAGCAGAUAUAUGGAUAUCUGUUGGUAUGUACCUCUGCUGAUAACAUCAUGUGAGGCGACUUCAACAUGUCGGCGAUAAGGGCAGAAAAACAGCUGAUUAUGAUUUGUAAAGUUAAGAUGAGGAAGAGCGAAACAGCCCUCCCAUAGACUGUAUUUACAAAACGGACGCAGUCUGCCUCCUCGCUGCGUGAAGCCACCGCGAGAACAGCACCCUCUGGUGACGGGCUGCAGUAUAGGUCAUGAAUCCCGCCUCCUCCAGCAAUCCUUAUGGAGCAGUUUCUCAGGCAGCGCAGUGGUGUAGUGGUCAGCACCGUCUCCUCAUAGUAAGAAGGUUGUAGGUUCGAAUCCUGGUCAGGGUGUUUCUGUGUGGAGUUUGCAUGUUCUCCCCGUGUCUGUGUGGGUUUACUCCAGUUUCCUCUCACAUCCCAAAAACAUGCAGAAGUGGGGUUCGGUUAAUGGUGAUGUGGAUGUGGAUGGUUGUUUGUCUCUAUAAGUUAGCCCUCAAAGUUGUUUUCUGAGCAGUCAGGGAGUUAUUUAAAAAGCGUUGGUGUUAUUUUCCAUCAUUAUCGAUGAUCUGCUUCAAGCACUGCCUCAGACUCAAAAUCUGAAGUUAGAAAAAGUGGAAAAAUCAAAAAUAGGAGCUUGUUUUACACUUUAUAUUGAUAUAUUGAUAUAAGCAGACUGCAAACGUCUCGCCUCUCAGUCAGUCAGUCAGUCGGCAGUGGAGCCUCUUCAAAGCUCUGAGGUUCAGUCAUGAGAUCAUUACAGGGCGGCGACGAUGACAGAGGCGGUGAGCGGCGAGUGACACACGCCUCAGAACCUACCGGUAAAUGUCCCUGUAAUUACACAGCAGCAGUCAAGAGACCUGACAGUUUUCCUGUUUGAUUAUUUUAACGCCAUGUCAUCUCUGCCCCCUCAGUGCUGGAGAGGAAAAUGUCCACGCGUCAGAGCAGAGAGGAGCUCAUCAAGAAGGGGGUGCUGAAGGAGGUGUACGAGAAAGGUGAGGGUGGAGGAAACAAAGGAGGACAUCUUUGAACCUGGUGAAACUCACAGUCGAGUUUUGAUGAAACCUUUCAGGCCGUGAUUUAACCUCCUCCAUCUCAAAUGAAUCCCUUCAUGUCUUAAAAACGUCUCAGCUGCAGCUCUUCAACCUUAAUUUCAUUUAGUGUGAGCAGAUCCAAGAAUCACCUCGUCUUAUUCCACCCCCGCUCACCUGCUCAGCCUGUUCUGCUCUCAGAAACAUUCAGACAGAAGUAUUUCAGCCCCUGGAUGAACUUUGUGUUCCUAAGUUUUAAAGACGUUCACCUCGACAUGUCGAUCUCAUCUUUUCCUGCUCUCUGUCCGCACAGACGGCUCUUGCUCGGCCGUACGAGAGGAGGUGAAGAUGGAGAACGGGCGCUCUCCGGUCCUGGGCUCCAGCCUGUCAGAGUGCGAGGGCGCUGAGCUGAUGGAGGGAGCGGCUGCAGCUGGAGGUGAGCAGCAGAGCCGAGUCGCUGAUGUUUCCUCAUCUCUGACCUUCAAUCGCAGAAUCUGAGGGUUUGAUUCCUGCCUCUUCUUCUCUUCUCUUCUCAGGCUCUCUGGAGUUUCACAUGUCCAGUGAGGCGGCGUGUCAACAGGACCACACCCAAAGAUCCAUCCAGGCCCCGCCCACAAAGAAGUCAACAGUUUACCCCUCUGAGGGCGCUGAGUCACCGCACAGACCUCCCACGCUACACAAACAACCUCCAGCGCUGCCGCCCAAACCCUUCAACAGGCUACCUAAUCACAUCACAGGUAUGUUUGUGCACGUGCACGCUCGCUUCUGCGUCCACGGCUGAGUGUGUGCACGUCUAAUCCGCUAUCUAACACACACCCCUCCAUGCAGACGGAGCCCCGGUGAAGCUGCCGUGUAUGUCGGUGAAGUUGUCUCCUCCUCUACCUCCAAAGAAGCUCCUGAUCUCCGUACCUGCAGGGAGCAUGGAGCCCUCUCCGCUCGCCUUCCAGAAGUGCCCCGCCCCCCCCAGCCACGCUCCGAUGGGCGGGCACUCCCUGCCGUACGGGACGCUGCCGGUUCCCCUCCACCCUCCCAGCCGGAUUAUAGAGGAGCUCAACAAGACCCUGGCCCUCACCAUGCAGAGGUUUGAGAGGUGAGGAGCUGAGAUCUCAUUUACAGCCGUGUGUCAUUUCUGCUUUUCUUGGAUCAUUUAAUCCUUCAGUUAUUAUUAAAAAUGUACAAUCAACACGUUUGACAAUUUGACGACAGGCUGGAUGAAAGCUCUUCACAUUUUAGCCGAACUGACGGCAUUAAGGAGAAAACUGCUGUCGCCGUGGAGAUGAAACAAACGGAGGAGUGUUUUUAUCACUCGCCUCUUUUAUUAACUGCAGCUUACACGCUCCGUCCUCUCUCCUCCACAUCCAUCAAUGUGAUUGGUUGCCUGUCUGCGCACAUAUUUUCCACAAGCCAGGCCCUGCUUACUGAUGUGCCUCUUGGGUGUACGCCCAUCUUUAUAUCCUGUAUAUUUUCACAAAUGGGACUUUAUCUGCAGAGUAUUUCUGAGAGAAAUCACUUCAUUUCAAUCCUCAUCUUCUCACUGUCUUCCACAUCGUUCCUCUCAUGCACUCCUGAACUCUCUCACCUCCAUCCUGCAGCUCCAUGAUGCACACCGUUCCCACGGUGAUGAUCGAGUGCGACGACGACAAAGAGAACCUGCCCGGCGAGGCGGACUACGAGGACCUGCCCGGUAUGUACAAGGACGAGGAAGAGGAGGAGGAGGAAGAGGAAGAGGAAGAUGAUGAGGAGGAAGAGGAGGAUGAGGAAGAGGAUGAGGAUGAUACGUUUUUUACAAGUAGGUGCUCUCGCUCUCUGACUGAAUAGUGCGUCAGUUCAGUGGAGUGUCAGUUACUGUCGUCUGUGUGAAGAGUGUCUGUGUUCAUGCUUUAAUAUUCACAGUGACAUGCUGCAGCGUGGACGCGCAGGACCUCUCACCGAGGUGUUUGUUUAUGGUUUAUUUACUGCACACACCGUACAUUAAACCUCAGAGGAGGAAAACAGGGAAUUUAUGCUGGUGACAGAAAAUGAACCAACACAAGCGAGAUGGUUCUUAAAUGUUGGGAGUCAUUUCUUCUCUCUGUUUCAUGUGGGUUUCUCAAACACAAACAAGAUUUUAAAAAACAAAAACGUUUGACGACAAAGAACGAAGAAGUAGAACAAAGGAGCCAAGGAAACAGGAACAAGGGACUGAGGCAGCGAGGAAACACGAGUAUGAGCUCGUGAUAAGGAAACACUGGAGGUUUAAUAAGGACAUUAAAACUCGAGAUAGAAAGUAAACAAAAAACAACAAUAAAGAGGUUAAAUGUAAAGAUAUAGAGGAAUCAGAAAUGUUAUAAACCAAUAAAGAGAAAUAAACAGACGCAACUAGAGAAGAGAUAACACCAUUUCAUAAGAGAGGAGAGUUUAAAACAAUAAUAAUAAAUGAAUAAUAAAACUAGAUUAGAAUAAAUAAGUAAACAGAUUCAUAAAUGAGGUUAGUUAAGACUAAAUUGGAAGGUCAUGAGUGUUAGGGUUUCAUAUCCUCUUAUCAACAGCCCUACUGUGGCUUUUUUCAGACAGAUGUAUCAGGGUAUUAGUUGAUGCAGGACAUGGAUGUCUCUCAACCAACCAAUCACAGCUCUUCCUUUCAGCCAGGAGGCCCAUUUAAACUCACCUCCCCCAUACUAACUACCUCCUGAGCUACUGCAGCCCUAUAACGGAGUAUAGAGCGGUCGUCCAAUUACUGGAAGGUUGGCAUUUCAAUUCCCCUCUUUCCCAAGUCUAUCUGCUGUAUCCUUGGUCAAGACCGAAAGAAUCGUAAUUAACUUAAUGCCAUUAGAUAUGUACAGCUGAUAUAAGUAUCCCUGCAGUUUGUCUUAACUCUGUUGUGAUUGUGAGGAGUUAUUAUAUAUAUAUUAUAAUUGUAGGCACACUGGCCAUGAAGGUUUUACGGAAGGACUCUCUGGCCAUCAAGCUGAGUAACCGCCCGUCCAAAAGAGAACUGGAGGAAAAAAACAUCCUGCAGCUGCAGUCGGACCAGGAGAGACUCGAGUCCCGGCAGCAAACGGCCACCAAACUGACCAGGUGAGGCGCACCAUCAGAUAUUACACAGAUCACACACAUGUGCAGACACACACCUCUACAUGCAGACCGGGUCACAUGUAAAGUGUUUCAGCUCUCAUAUUAGCUGUGAUUGAUUUGACCUGGCUGCUAACGGGAGCAGAUGAUGGAUGAUGAGUCAUAAUGGAGUGAGGAGGAGAGAGAUUAAAGCUGAGGAGCUGCUGCAUGAGGAGGAGACGUGAGGGAAAUAGAAAGUGGGGUACAGAGUGUGGUGUAAGUGAAAGGUGCAGCAGGCGUGUGCAGGUGCAGAAGUAAUGCACAAAGUAAAUUUCAUAUAAGAAUAAUCAGAGAGACUGCAGGUCUUAGUGUUUGAAUAUGAUUGAAUGACAGCAAGUUUAAUUUUGAUGAAGAGAAACCUUGCAUUGGAUUUUAUGUUGAUGAUUUUUACCUCUUUUUAACCCUUGUCAAUUUAAUAUAGCAGUAAAUUGUGUCUUUUACCUGCAUGCAUGAAUCAAACAUAGAAAACACUGUUUCCUGAAAUAGAGGUGUCACUAUCUUUCAGGCGGUUGAGUCAGCGGCCUACAGCAGAGGAGUUGGAGCAGAGGAACAUACUUAAACGUGAGAAACGCACUAAAAUAAUGAUAAUAAUAAUGAAAAUUAUGAGUUCCUCGGGUUUGACUGUGGUUGUCUUCUUCUGCCAGCUCGAAACGAUCUGGAGGAGCAGGAGGAGAAGAGGGAGAUCAAGAGACAUCUAUCCAAAAAGGUAAGAUUCGCAGGUGGAGGCUUUGAUGGUUUUUCACAGCCCCCACUGUAAAGGGAACAUGGUUGCCAUGGUGACUAAACUGCCACCCUCCAGAAAGGUUGAUUGUAUCAUCUGUUACAUCACCCCCUCACUCUGUUCGGUGUGUAAGGAAAAUCUCCUUCAUGAUGAUGUUCAUGACAGAUAACUUCAUAUUGUGUUCAAAUUUUUUUUUACUCUUAUCUAUAACUGCAAACACUUAUUUGUUUUGUUAGUAAACACGAGCUGUGGAAAUGAGUUAAGUGGGAUUUUAACUCCAAAAUAUUGAAACAGUUGUAAAGCAAAAUUUUAAGGAAAAUAGAGAUGAUAGUAUAGUAUGGUAAAAAUUGUCAUAGUAUACUAUGCUAAAAAUUGUGAUAGUUUAGUAUGCCAAAAAAUGUCAUAGUAUAGCAUGUUAGAAAUUGUCAUAGUAUAGCAUGUUAAAAAUUGUCAUAGUAUAGUAUGAUAAAAAAUGUCAUAGUAUAGCAUGUUAAAAAUGUCAUAGUAUAGUGUGAUAAAAAAUGUCAUAGUAUAGCAUGUUAAAAAUUGUCAUAGUAUAGUAUGAUAAAAAAUGUCAUAGUAUAGCAUGUUAAAAAUUGUCAUAGUAUAGUAUGAUAAAAAAUGUCAUAGUAUAGUAUGUAAAAAAAUGUCAUACUAUAGUAUGAUAAAAAAUGUCAUAGUAUAGCAUGUAAAAAAAUGUCAAAGUAUAGUAUGUUAAAAAUUGUCAUAGUAUAGUAUGAUAAAAAAUGUCAUAGUAUAGUAUGUGCAAAAAAAAUGUCAUAGUAUAGUAUGUUUGAAAUUGUCAUAGUAUAGCAUGUUAAAAAUUGCCAUAGUAUAGUAUGAUUAAAAAUGUCAGUAUAGUAUGUUAAAAAUUUCAUAGUUAGGUAUGUUAAAAAGUGUCAUAGUAUAGUAUGAUAAAAAAUGUCAUAGUAUAGCAUGUUAAAAAUGUCAUAGUAUAGUGUGAUAAAAAAUGUCAUAGUAUAGUAUGUUAGAAACCAACUUUAGAGAGUGUGUCAAAAAAUUGUCAUAGUAUACUUUGCUAAAAAAAUGUGAUAGAUCAGUAUGCUAAAAAAUGUCAUAGUAUAGCAUGUUAGAAAUUGUCAUAGAAUAGCAUAUUAAAAAUUGUCAUAGUAUAGUAUGAUAAAAAAUGUCAUAGUAUAGUAUGUGCAAAAAAAAUGUCAUAGUAUAGUAUGUUAAAGAUUGUCAUACUAUAGUAUGUGCAAAAAAAAUGUCAUAGUAUAGUAUGUUUGAAAUUGUCAUAGUAUAGCAUGUUAAAAAUUGCCAUAGUAUAGUAUGAUUAAAAAUGUCAGUAUAGUAUGUUAAAAAUUUCAUAGUUAGGUAUGUUAAUAAGUGUCAUAGUAUAGUAUGCUAAAAAAUGUCAAAGUAUAGUAUGUUGCAAAGAUAAAACUAUAAUAAAAAAUGUCAUAGUAUAGUAUGUUAGAAACCAACUUUAGAGAGUGUGUCAAAAAAUUGUCAUAGUAUACUUUGCUAAAAAAAUGUGAUAGAUCAGUAUGCUAAAAAAUGUCAUAGUAUAGCAUGUUAGAAAUUGUCAUAGAAUAGCAUAUUAAAAAUUGUCAUAGUAUAGUAUGUUUGAAAUUGUCAUAGUAUAGUAUGUGCAAAAAAAGUCAUAGUAUGGCAUGUUAAAAAAGGCAUAGUUUAGUAUGAUAAAAAAUGUCAUAGUAUAGUAUGAUAAAAAAUGUCAUAGUAUAGCAUGUUAAAAAAUGUCAUAGUAUAGUAUGAUAAAAAAUAUAGUAUAGCAUGUGCAAAAAAUAUGUCAUAGUAUAGUAUGAUAAAAAAUGUCAUGGUAUAGUAUGAUAAAAAAUGCCAUAGUAUAGCAUGUUAAAAAAUGUCAUAGUAUAGUAUGAUAAAAAAUGUCAUAGUAUAGUAUGUUAAAAAUUGUCAUAGUAUAGUAUGAUAAAAAAUGUCAUAGUAUAGUAUGUUAAAAAUGGUCAUAGUAUAGCAUGUUAAAAAUUGUUAUAGUACAGUAUGUUAAAAAUUGUCAAAGUAAAGUAUGAUCAAAAAUGUCGUAGUAUAGUAUGUUAAAAAUUGUCAUAGUAUAGUAUGUUAAAAAAUGUCAUAGUAUAGUAUGUUAAAAAUUGUCAUAGUAUAGUAUGAUAAAAAAUGUCAUAGUAUAGUAUGUUAAAAAUGGUCAUAGUAUAGUAUGUUAAAAAUUGUCAUAGUAAAGUAUGUUAAAAAUUGUCAAAGUAAAGUAUGAUCAAAAAUGUCGUAGUAUAGUAUGUUAAAAAUUGUCAUAGUAUAGUAUGAUAAAAAAUGUCAUGGUAUAGUAUGUUAAAAAUUGUCAUAGUAUAUUAUGAUAAAAAUUUCAUAGUAUGGUAUGUUAAAAAAUGUCAUAGUAUAGUAUGAUAAAAAAUGUCAUGGUAUAGUAUGUUAAAAAUUGUCAUAGUGUAGUAUGAUAAAAAAUGUCAUAGUAUAGUAUGUUAAAAAUGGUCAUAGUACAGCAUGUUAAAAAUUGUUAUAGUACAGUAUGUUAAAAAUUGUCAAAGUAAAGUAUGAUCAAAAAUGUCGUAGUAUAGUAUGUUAAAAAUUGUCAUAGUAUAGUAUGAUAAAAAAUGUCAUGGUAUAGUAUGUUAAAAAUUGUCAUAGUAUAUUAUGAUAAAAAUUUCAUAGUAUGGUAUGUUAAAAAAUGUCAUAGUAUAGUAUGAUAAAAAAUGUCAUGGUAUAGUAUGUUAAAAAUUGUCAUAGUAUAGAAUGAUAAAAAAUGUCGUAGUAUAGUAUGUUAAAAAUUGUCAUAGUAUAGUAUGAUAAAAAAUGUCAUGGUAUAGUAUGUUAAAAAUUGUCAUAGUAUAUUAUGAUAAAAAAUUUCAUAGUAUAGUAUGUUAAAAAAUGUCAUAGUAUAGUAUGAUAAAAAAUGUCAUGGUAUAGUAUGUUAAAAAUUGUCAUAGUGUAGUAUGAUAAAAAAUGUCAUAGUAUAGUAUGUUAAAAAUGGUCAUAGUACAGCAUGUUAAAAAUUGUUAUAGUACAGUAUGUUAAAAAUUGUCAAAGUAAAGUAUGAUCAAAAAUGUCGUAGUAUAGUAUGUUAAAAAAUGUCAUAGUAUAGUAUGAUAAAAAAUGUCAUGGUAUAGUAUGUUAAAAAUUGUCAUAGUAUAGUAUGAUAAAAAUUUUAUAGUAUGGUAUGUUAAAAAAUGUCAUAGUAUAGUAUGAUAAAAAAUGUCAUGGUAUAGUAUGUUAAAAAUUGUCAUAGUAUAGAAUGAUAAAAAAUGUCAUAGUAUAGUAUGUUAAAAAUUGUCAUAGUAUAGAAUGAUAAAAAAUGUCAUAGUAUAGUAUGUUAAAAAUUGUCAUAGUAUAGUAUGAUAAAAAAUGUCAUAGUAUAGUAUGUUAAAAAUUGUCAAAGUAAAGUAUGAUCAAAAAUGUCGUAGUAUAGUAUGCUAAAAAAUGUGAUAGUUUAUUAUGCCAAAAAAUGUCACUGUAUAGCAUGUUAGAAAUUGUCAUAGUAUAGUAUGAUUAAAAAUGUCAUAGUAUAGUAUGUUUAAAAUUUCAUAUAUUAUAUGAUAAAAAAAUCUCGUAGUAUAUUACAAAGCAUGUCAUAGUAAAACAUGUCAUAGUAUUGUAUGAUAAAAAUUUUGAUAAAAAGGAAGAUAGAGAUGAUCAACCUUUCCCGUAUUUUAUGAAUGAGGACACAUUCAUGAACCCACCUUUCUGAUACCUCCAGCUCAGUCAGAGACCCACGGUGGAGGAGCUGCGUGAGGCCAAGAUCCUGAUCCGCUUCAGCGACUACGUGGAGGUAGCCGAGGCUCAGGACUACGACAGGCGAGCGGACAAGCCAUGGACUCGACUAACAGCUGCUGAUAAGGUCAGCUGGACUCGCUGGUGUCUUUACUAACAGAGGCAGUCUGUGAGUUUGUCGUUUGUGUGUGUGUCUUUGAACAGUUGUUAUUUGUGUGUUUUUCAGGCUGCCAUCAGGAAGGAGUUGAACGAGUUUAAAAGCACAGAGAUGGAGGUGCACGAGUCCAGUCGGCAUCUGACCAGGUAAGACCAAAACAUACAUAACUAUUGUAGGAAAUAAAGUAACACCAGGCAAGUUUGAAGCAUCAAACCAACUGUUUACCAAGAAUGAAAGUAAGAUAGGUGAUGCAAAAUAUAUCUGUGUCCACUAAGUGAAACAAUAAUGGACACAAGCCUAAACUUCCCCACCGCAGCUUUAAUUCAGCUGAAGAUUUGAAGCUUUGAACGUCACUUGGGCUUCAAAAUCUCUUCAUUCAGCUUGACAGUUUAGAAAUUUGUGUGUGUAAUCUGUGCUGUUAUUAAAAGUAAGAGAAAAAAACAACCAAAUGUUUGUACUGUACCUUUAUUUUUUUAUCUGCAAAUGUAAGAAAGAAAAGUUUGAUUUCUUGCAGAGUUUUACACCACCAGAUAUAACUACUGAACACAAAUGAUGACCUUUUUGUGAUGAUAGAGGUCCUGAGUGACGUGUGAAUUCUCAUCCGUUAAGUUUGGGCAGAUGAGCUGGUAGUUUUACUUCAUAACACUCUUAAUUUGUAAAAUGAGAGCAGGUGCUUCAGUCUGUCAUUAAAUUAGCUGCUUUGAGUGUGCCUGACCACCAGGUGUCACUGUGUUUGCUGAGUUUGAAACAGGCCCUAAAGCUUCACAGUGUACCCUGAACAACCAUCCAGAUCUUGGUUGAAAUAUUCAUCCUCUCUUCCCUGUCUCGGUGUCUCCCUGCAGGUUUCAUCGGCCAUAAAACGGUCCGGUCAGACCUCGGACUCGCUUUUAUCCUCCCACGCCAAGCCUCAAGUGUUCAGAUCGCUACCUGCUGCCCUCGUGCUGACUGCUCCUCUCUCCAGCGUCGACUCUGAAUCGACAGACCUGACGUGAACUCGACCCGAGCGCUGCAGCCUUCAAGGGAAAGAGGAGCAAACACACGGAGGAGAACUCACAGACUCCUUGAUAUUCAAAAGCUUUUCAUUUUGUAUGACGACGACGAAGCUGAAGGUGAUUUGUUUACUUUGCAGCACUUUUUGGACAGAAUCUGUGCCAAUUCCAAGGAGUGGAUAUGUCAAAGCUGAAGAGGGGACUUCAUUUUCUUUCCUUUUUUUGUACAAAGGGAUGAUUUUGUUGCCUUUCACCAGGUUCUCACUCCUUCUCCAUCUUUUCUGAGGGGUUUGCUUGUGUUGGCACAGAUGACGUUCUCAUUGUCUCAUUACCUGAGGACUUUAAAGCACUCGCAGCAGAUCAUGGCUGUUGUAGGCAGCUGACUCGAAAGCCAAACUCUCCAUAAAUCCGAAUCAAACUCCCUUAAACUUUUCCGCGUUAACAGGUUAAGAUCUCCGGACACAAACACACCAAUCAACAGCAAUAAUUUCAGAUUUCCUCCACUUCUUCAUCUCCUUUACGGGCUGCAUUCACGAGUCCAACACGUCCAGAUCCCCGUUUUCAAACCAAAGCAACUUGACUUGCUGUGGAAGUUGUGAUCUUGAAUGCAUCUCAGAGUUCAGUAACGCACUGUGUCGCUGUGCCUACAGUAUUGUUUACAGGGAUUUAAAAAUUGCCAAAUUAACUCAUUUCAUUUGAUACAGACUAUUUAUCUGUAGACACGGUCAAAUGUUGCUGAACUCUCUGGAACUUUUGUUUUGGUGAUUCACUUUUUAUUAUGAACUUUCUUGAUACAAAACCUGAGAACUCUGCCAUCUUACUUUUCAUGUUUUUAUCGUUUACAGUCCAUGUUAGGCUCAUGAAAUGAAAAGUCUGGAGAACUGGUGUUUGUGUGUGUGUGUGUGUGUGUGUGUGUGUGUACGAGAGCCAGAAAUAUCACUGUCUCCUGUCUGUGGAAAAGCUGUUUUGAGAGACUCUCAGAAUUAUAAAUCUUGUACAUAACAAAGGAAGAAAGUGAGACUUUUCAGAUGUUUUUGUAAAGCAGAAAACUGCAUGUGAGUAUUAAUUUAUUGUGAGUCUUCUAUGAUGUAUGCAGUUUCUUAAUGAAGGAAACUUAUUAAAAAAAUAAGUUUAUGAUUCCUCGCCUCUUUCCACGCAGGUUUUGUGCGUUCACCUUCAUCGGCUUCUUUGUUUUCUGAGGUCAUUCAUUCAUGCUUUCAUUCAAGUCUCGUUUUUGUUUAUCGUCCUCGGAGGAAGCUGGGAAUUACUGCAUCCUGACUCCCAACUCCUCCGGCUCAUUAAAAGUAGUUCGUGAUGAGUUUUCGGUUCAUUCAUGCGAGUCCCUCAGUGGAGGUCAAAGCAGGUCCUGGUGCAUCCUGGGAGGUUACACGGCGUGCAUCGGGGUGCCGCAGUAUUUGUGCCACAAGUCGAU